GUCAAGACUAGCUUUUUGCGGUUUCCUACACCCUCACACACCCUCAAUUCAACCAGCUUUGAGUUAUUUCGCAUUCACGCAACAUGUCUGUUUACGUUGUCACCGGAGUGUCCAGGGGAAUAGGAUUUGAGUUUCUCCGGCAGCUCUCGGAAGACCCGAAGAACCUGGUUGUUGGUCUGGUACGCGAUGAAGCUGUGACCAAGCAGAAGGUAGCGGCAGAGCUAGGCGACCGCUCUAAUAUUCACAUCCUCCGUGGAGACCUCACCGAUUACGGCACCCUGAAGCAAGCCGCGGCUGACACGGCUGAGAUCGUGGGCGAGCGUGGUGUCGACUACCUGGUGGCUAAUGCAGGCUUGGUGCCCUACCUGGACACCUAUGGACCUAUCGGCGCGUUGGCCGAUAAGGCUGAGGAGGUUGAGGCAGUCUCAUCGCAGCUGUGGCAGACCAACGUCGUCGGUAACAUCCACCUAUUUCAUCUCUUCCUGCCUCUUGUCCUGAAGGGCCAAGUCAAGAAGGUCAUUACCAUCUCUACCGGUAUGGCCGAUCUCGACGUGAUCAACGACAUCGAGAUUGAUGUUGGUGGUUUAUAUGCUGCCUCCAAGGCGGCCAUGAAUAUCAUCGUGUCCAAGUUCAACGCGCAAUACAAGAAAAAUGGUGUCCUCUUCCUGAGUAUCAGUCCCGGUUUUGUGGAGGUGGGUCGCUACACGGAUGCCACUCCGGAAGAGGUCCAGGGCUUGACAGGACUCAUGGGCAAUCUUACAACCUAUGCGCCUCACUUCAAGGGUCCGAUCACUCCGGAAGAAUCCGUCCGACAUGUCAGGUCGACUUGGGAGAAGGCUAGUAUCGAGGGUGGGUUUGGCGGUGCGUUCAUCUCGCAUCUUGGAAACAAGCAGUGGUUGUAAGAUUUCCCGAGAAUAUAAGAUGUUGCAAAGCAUACUACUAGGCUGCAAAUAUAUCUAGACAUUUUCUGCGCUCUGUAAGUAAUCUUUGGCACACUU
This is a messenger RNA of Aspergillus candidus, 998 nucleotides long. RefSeq names its product SDR family oxidoreductase. NCBI's taxonomy places the organism in Eukaryota, Fungi, Ascomycota, Eurotiomycetes, Eurotiales, Aspergillaceae. The record is from RefSeq and is a predicted model, not a curated record. The transcript has 4 exons. The coding region runs from base 84 to 902 and encodes 272 amino acids. Gene Ontology annotation, molecular function: oxidoreductase activity, acting on the CH-OH group of donors, NAD or NADP as acceptor.